AUGUAUAAAGUUAUCCUUUUAUUUUGUUUAUGUGCUGCUAUGUUCACAUCCGCAGUACCACUCGACAUGACAUCAAGAUCCUCAUCUUCGUUAGAAUCUCGCUCCGCAAAGCCAUUAAAUUACAAUGCUGGAUGGGCCAUAGAAUCUAUUUAUAAAGCUAAAAAAAGAGGUAUAUUUUCUCCAACAUUAGUUCAAUCAGAAUCUGAAAUAAAUGAGUCGUCCGUUAAAAACCGUCGGUUAAUGACGAAAAGGAUCAAUUAUACAGAUCAUCUUAUAAAUACUGUGCAUCAUUCAAAACGAACCAAAAAGCAAGGGAGAAGGUCUAUCGUUAAAAAACAACUUGAUGUUAAGAAUUUAAUGAAAGAUGAGAAGUAA
Molecule: messenger RNA, 375 nt
Organism: Funneliformis geosporum
Lineage: Eukaryota; Fungi; Glomeromycota; Glomeromycetes; Glomerales; Glomeraceae
Source: the annotation of a GenBank genome assembly